AUGGCGGGAAAGCGAAAGAGCGCUGGAGGGGAGGGAAAGGCGUCGAAGAAGGCGGCGAAGGUGGAGAAGGACGAGAAGGUGGAGAAGUCAUCAUCGAGCACUGCCAAACUAGAGAAACUCCUGAAGGAGGCGAAGAUCUCUGUUGAAAUCAAUCCAGAGAAACCGAGGAAGGGAUGCUUCGAGGUUCGUCUGGGCAACGGAGACAAGAUCGUCUCCUUGCUCGACAUGCCGAGACCCUUCACCAAGCUCAAGGCACUUGACAUCGACGAGGUUGCUGAGAAAGUCAAGGCAGCUGUGUAG
Molecule: messenger RNA, 300 nt
Organism: Guillardia theta CCMP2712
Lineage: Eukaryota; Cryptophyceae; Pyrenomonadales; Geminigeraceae
Exons: 5
Coding region: 1-300 (99 amino acids)
Cellular component (GO): Golgi apparatus
Source: RefSeq, a predicted model, not a curated record